UCAAAUGAAAACAGGGCAAACUCGUUAAAAGGUGGCCUUAGCUUGUGCGACUGAACGAAACAACCGAAAAGCAAUUCAUCGAUAAAUAAACCGAUAAUUGAUAACUAUUAAGCAAUAAUCGAUCAACGAAAUCAGCGAUCAAAUCAAAAUAAUCAAAAAAAUAAAACUAAAAAUAAAUAUCAAAACUUAAGAAAAAGAAAAAUCUCAACAAAGACGACGCGCAGCGGCAGCGGCAGCGAUUUAUCGAUAGCCGAUAGACUGGCUCUGAACCACUGCUGGCGGUGUGUGUGUGUGUGUGUGCGUGUGUGUGCGGUGGUGCCCCACGCGGCCACGCAUAUCCAUCCCCACUCCCCCGCCAAGAGCAAAGUGAUAGAAAAUGGUGUCUCAUGUCAAAAUCGAUUCACCUGUUUUUCGCCUGCACACCAACGCAACGGUUAUAUUACUGAUCACAUUCUCGAUUGCUGUGACGACGCGGCAGUACGUAGGAAAUCCCAUAGACUGUGUACACACAAGAGACAUUCCCGAAGAUGUUCUCAACACAUAUUGUUGGAUACACUCAACGUAUACAGUGGUCGAUGCGUUUAUGAAGAAGCAAGGUUCCGAGGUGCCUUUUCCCGGAGUUCAUAAUUCACAGGGCCGCGGCCCUCUAACAAUAAAGCACACAAAAUAUUAUCAAUGGGUAGCGUUUACACUAUUUUUUCAGGCAAUCUUAUUUUAUACACCAAGAUGGCUGUGGAAAUCUUGGGAGGGUGGCAAGAUUCAUGCGCUCAUCAUGGACUUAGACAUAGGCAUUUGUUCCGAAGCCGAGAAAAAACAAAAAAAGAAAUUACUUUUAGAUUAUUUGUGGGAAAAUUUAAGAUAUCACAAUUGGUGGGCGUACAGAUAUUACGUGUGUGAGCUGCUCGCCCUUAUAAAUGUGAUAGGUCAAAUGUUUCUUAUGAAUCGAUUUUUCGAUGGCGAAUUUAUGACAUUUGGCCUGGAUGUGAUAGAUUAUAUGGAGACCGAUCAGGAAGAUCGCAUGGAUCCGAUGAUUUACAUAUUUCCCAGAAUGACCAAAUGUACAUUUUUUAAAUAUGGUUCAAGUGGGGAGGUGGAAAAACACGACGCCAUUUGCAUUUUACCAUUAAACGUUGUUAAUGAGAAAAUUUACAUUUUCCUUUGGUUUUGGUUCAUCUUAUUAACGUUUCUCACAUUAUUAACGCUAAUAUACAGGGUGGUUAUUAUAUUCUCACCUCGAAUGAGGGUCUACUUAUUUCGUAUGCGAUUUAGGUUAGUGCGUCGUGACGCUAUUGAAAUAAUCGUUCGUCGUUCAAAGAUGGGCGAUUGGUUUUUGUUGUAUUUAUUAGGUGAAAACAUAGAUACGGUUAUAUUUCGUGAUGUUGUACAGGACUUAGCGAAUCGUUUAGGACAUAACCAACACCACAGGGUGCCUGGCUUAAAAGGUGAAAUACAGGAUGCAUGAUAUUGGGAGUAUUAGAAACAAUACAAAAUGCAAUUUGUCGUCUCCAUUUGAAAACCAUCUCAAAAAGCAAUUAAAACUCAACUAAAGCAAGAAUAACUAAACAAAGACUUGAUACCAUAUGAGAAGAGAAUAUCGUUAGAGAAUAUCUUAGAGAAUCGUCACAGCACACAGCAGCAGCCGCUUCAUGAACUUCACAGAAACAAAAAAAAAAAGAUAAUGAAAAAAUCUCAAAGACACACCAUUAACUAAAAUCACCAUUCAACAAUCGCAACAACAAAAAAAAUGUCAAAAAUAUUUAAAAAAACGUAUCUUAAAAAUACAACCAAAAAAACUAUCGUCAGCGCGCAGUCAUUUUUGAAAUCAAACAUAAAAAUCCGGCAUGGUCGUGAAGUCACUAGCACCAUGGUCGAUAGCAGGCGUCUAUCGAUAGUCGAUAACCAACCAACAAACCAACACACACACACACAGGGCAGAACUGGAAACUAAUCGGAAGCGGAUGAAAAAUUAAAUAAAUUUAUAAAAAAAAAAAAUCAAAUGAGAAUGUAAAACAGGAAUAACAACAGGAAAUGCAUUGGAAUAGUAGAAUAGUCCUUUCGAAGGACAAGAACAACUGCUAUCCAGCAGACAGGACACGGCGACCGGAGGCAAGUGGCGCCUGCCGCCGGUCAAUGGUCACAAGGAUACAAGGUCACGAGUCAAAGGAUCUUAGCUAAGAAAGAAAGCUAAGCGAUCUGCGAUCCAUAGAAAAGUUGCCCCUAAGGACAAGAACAAAGUGUGAGCAGGACAAACGGAAACGGAGACGGAAACGGAUACACAUAUAGCUUAUAGCUACAUCAAUCAUACGCCCCGUAGGACAUACACACACAUGUACACACAAAGACACACAUACAAAGAAACACAGACUCAUCGCACUUUGCUUGUCAUGCAGCGUUAACUAAAACCAAACAUCAACAAAGUCGAGACGACGCCCGCGGAAAAUUGCAUUUCUGUAUUAACCCCAAAAAAAAAAAUUAACAUCACUAGCAUCAUGUUAUCACCUAGAGGAAGGAGCAGAGUAGAUCAGGACACCAUAAACGAUGCAACAACAACAACAACACGAAGGUGAGAGGUCAAGUAUCCUCGCCGGUCGCCUCAAAACAAAAAAAGGAGGACACCAAACAAGCGAACAACGAGAGAGCGCAAAAAAGAAAAAGUCACGAAGGAGCAGAGAAGCAGAGGAGGAGGAUAAACCAGCAGCAAAGAGAAAACGAAGUAAAAGAAAUAAAAGAAAGUAAAUGUAACAGUUUAAUUAAAUUAAAUUCAAUUCAAUUAAAUUACUUAUUACAAUGAUAUCUUGAAGUGUUCAUGUAUUCGAAUGUAGGUUAACUAAGUCAAGCAUACAAAAUAAUUCUACAUUACAUAUAUACAUAUAUGAUUAUAUAUAUAUACAUAUAUAUAUAUAUAUGAAAGGAGAAUCUAUAUGUAUAUAUACA
Molecule: messenger RNA, 2934 nt
Organism: Drosophila bipectinata
Lineage: Eukaryota; Metazoa; Arthropoda; Insecta; Diptera; Drosophilidae
Gene: shakB
Product: shaking B
Cellular component (GO): plasma membrane; gap junction
Molecular function (GO): gap junction channel activity
Source: RefSeq, a predicted model, not a curated record